Messenger RNA from Belonocnema kinseyi, 2662 nucleotides. RefSeq lists its product as uncharacterized. The coding region runs from base 137 to 1231 and encodes 364 amino acids. NCBI's taxonomy places the organism in Eukaryota, Metazoa, Arthropoda, Insecta, Hymenoptera, Cynipidae. Gene Ontology annotation, molecular function: sequence-specific DNA binding. The transcript has 3 exons. The record is from RefSeq and is a predicted model, not a curated record.
AAGCAACGUCGCGCUAAUCGGGUAGUCUGACUUUUGUGUUAAAAAACAUUACAGAGAUUUUAAAUAUAAUAAAAAAAAGGAUUAGUUUAGGAGAAAUUCACAAAAAGUAUACCGAAUCCUAAUAAGUGAGGUAAACAUGGGUCGUAAGUGUGUAGUUCUUGGCUGCAAGUCAGGUUAUGACAGCAACAAGAAAAGAUUUCACAUGUUCGUUGUACCAAAAAAACCUGCAGCAAUUGAGCAGUGGCAAAAAGCCAUUUUAAGGAAGGAUAUUACCUUAAAACAUAAGCAUGCUGUGUGUGAAAAACACUUUUUCAAAUCUGACAUCGUUUGGGGGGCGGAGGUUAGAGGCCCUGAUGGAAAGGUCAUGAGUGCGAUUAAAUACAAAAUCCCGAGGUUAAGAGUAGGAGCUGUUCCUCAAAUAUUUCCAAAUCAAAAAUUGGCUAAUGAGAAAAGGAGAAGAUCUCUUAAAAAGGGAAAUAAUUCUAAAAGCGCUGAAACAAAAAGCAGCCCGCCUGAGGAAUUAAACCCGAAUGUAUCUACCGCACUAAAUAAUGUCAAAAUUGAGGAUACUGAAGUUAAAGAGAGUAAUGAAAUCGAGAAUAAUGAAAUGAAAGUAAAUUACGUUUUCGCAAACUGUAAUCCCUAUGAAAAUACUCUUUUUGAAACCAUAUUUAAUUGUUCAGAAAGUGUCAAGUUUUCCGCUUCAUGGGCAAGACACAAUAUCACAUUUGGAAAUUCGAAAAUGAUUCAAUUCUCACAGUGCACAGCUAAAUUAGUGAAAGAUAGUAUUGAACCAGUAACGUCGAAACAAGUGGCCGUCAGGGAUAAUAUGGAAAUAUGGAUAGCUAUUUUUGGAAAACCUAUUGAACUAGAAGAAUUUGGAACCGAAACUAGCUUGUCAUCUGCGGAGAGCAUCGAAAAAAUCUUAGAUAUUGUAAAUAAGUGGGAACUCUGCCAAGGUUAUUGCAACUCUGGAGACAAUAACUGCUAUGAGAAUUCAGAAACACAUAUAGACAAGGAAGGUUUCCUCAGACACAGUGAUUGCACUUAUGUUUUGGGUCAAACAGAGCAUGAAACUGACAGAAAAAUGUGCAAAGCCUGCUACUCUGCAAUUGAAACUGUCAGCAGGAAAAAAACGAAAGUUGAUCAAGACGAAAGUUUGGGCAAUACUAAUAGAAUUAAACUUUUAAAUGUGACCAAAGCUCAACAGAGAAAAAGUGCAAUUUUUUAGAAAAAAGGCUCAUAAGAUUCAUACUCUUUUAUGAGAUUUAUAGUAUAAGAUUCUACAUUAAACCAAUUUUUAUCGAAAAGGGCUUUAGCGAUUUUAAGAAUGUCUCGAAUGGGCAAUUUUCGACUACUUUCUACAUGAGAAGCAUUUUUCAGUCCAUCUUCCAGUAAUACUUAAUUCUUAGUCAAUCAAUUGCCAGGACCUUAAGAUAGUACAAAGCACACGAUUCCAGAUUAAUAGGAUGUGAAGCUACUGCAGAUUUACAUUGCUAUCAUGUAUUCUUUUCAGCUGGAAAGGUUCAUUGGGACAUUACGCUUGGUUGGAAGUUCUUGCGACCAUCCAGCAACUCCAACUUUUCCCCGGAUGCACAAGAUAUAUUCAACUUGUUCAGCAUCCUAAAACUCCCAAAAUUGGCAAAUUUUUACAGAUUCUGAUUUUUGUGAUUCCAUUGCCGCUGAUCACGAUUACCUACUCCCAGAAGUGAUUGAUUGUCUAAUUUAUCACAAUACUGGUAUUUUAUGUAAAAUAUUACAAAGCUAUGUUAUAAUGCGAAGUAGACGUCAUGCCUUUUUUUCCGCCCUAAAUUGAGGAUUCUAACGUUACGUCACACUCGGUCGGUAAUGUCAAAAUCUAUAAAGCUUUACUACUUGGUGGACUGCAAAGCAUUGAUUAGAUAUAGGAGUUUAACUAAGAUUAAUUUUUUUAGACGAAAGUAAGUGAAAAUUCGUGAUAUCGCUGUGAUUUUCAGAUACAAAAGCCAUUGCUUUAAAUAUUGUUGGCAAUUUGGAAAGUGUGGGUUUUGGACAAUCCAUCAAGAAAAAAUAUAAUGUGUCCUGAUUGAAGUUAGGUUGCAUUGUUAUGACAGCGUAGAGGUGGUAAUGAUAAUUUUGUAAUUUUGGUAUUGCGCCGAAGUGUGUUUUUCAAAGAUGCCAAGCGAUUAUUUUUGCGUCUCGAAAUGUGACGUAAGAGAAAGAUACAGGGAGAAAAUGAAAAUAAUCGAAGACUUUGAUCCUUAGAAGUCCAGUAAGAUGUCUUGAAAAUCCUUAAACUUCUCCGAAUCUUGGGAAGUUUCUCGUAAUUGACUAAAAGUAAUUCAAAUCUCGUAACAUCCUUUUUUUUAAUUCCUUUUAAAUCUCUUGGAAAUCCUUGGAUUUGUUCCAAUCCCUUGAAAUCUUUUUAAAUUACUUUUCAAUAACUCGUCUGACAUUCUUUAAAAUCACUAAAACUGUCUUAAAAUCGUAUAAAAUCGCUUGUAAUUCAUUAAACUGUUUUGAAUUAUUUUAAAAUCAUUUAAAAAGAAACUUUCAAAUCCCGUCAAGUUCCUAGUACUUCCUUAAAAUCACCUUAAGGCCAUGUGACGAGUGGGUCACGUGACCAGAUUCCUACCUUACCGUUACUUUUUUUAUUUUCCAACUUAUUUUUAGACGAAGCGUC